Molecule: messenger RNA, 1455 nt
Organism: Phytophthora infestans T30-4
Lineage: Eukaryota; Oomycota; Peronosporomycetes; Peronosporales; Peronosporaceae
Product: dicarboxylate/amino acid:cation (Na or H) symporter (DAACS) family protein
Exons: 1
Coding region: 1-1455 (484 amino acids)
Cellular component (GO): membrane
Molecular function (GO): symporter activity
Source: RefSeq, a predicted model, not a curated record
AUGUCUCUGUUCAUUCCUCAAUUUGCCUCGUCGGUCGCAGUUCUCCACCCAGCCAGCCACCCUCAAGCAAAUUCCGCGAUGGCCAUUAACAUCAACGAUUAUCAGGCCAUGGAGCCACAGGCCCCCGAGAAAAAGUCGUUCCUGCGCAAGACCCUGACGUCGCUGACCUUCUGGAUUCUGGCUGGUAUGGCUAUCGGAAUCCUAAUGGGCCAGUUUGCCCCCGACUUCUCCGAGAAGGCUGCGCCCAUGAAGAACAUUUUCCUGCGUACCGUGCAGUUCAUCGUGUUCCCGCUCGUGUUCUCGUCGCUGGUUGUCGGUAUCGCCGACCAAAAGGACAUGAAGCAGCUCGGUCGCUUGGCUAUCAAGUCCAUCAUCUACUUUGAGGUCGUCACCACGAUCGCCCUCAUUCUCGGACUCUUCGCUGUCAACAUCGUCAAGCCUGGCAACGUUGGUCUAUCGCAGGGCGAGGACUUCGAGAGCGAGUCAGAGUCGAGCCUCACUUUCGAGAAGUGGAUCAGCCACCUGACCCCUAAGACAUGGGGUGAGAUGAUGGGCGGCUCGGGCUCAUCCGAGCUGCUUCAGGUGCUCGUCGCGGCCAUUCUGACGGGUGUCGCCACGUCUCAGCUCAAGGAGGAGCCCAAGCGCCUGAUCAUCGACUUCUCCCGUGCUGUCCUCGAAAUGAUGUUCAAGUUUGUUGACAUUGUCAUCUGGACUGCCCCCAUUGGUGUGUGCUUUGCUAUUGCUGACGCGAUCGGAUCGAACGGUCUGUCGGCUCUUGGCAGUCUUGGCGCCCUCGUUGCCACGGUUUACGUGACAAUCCUCCUCUUUAUUGUCGUUGUAUUCGGCUCUGUCUGCAUUUUGUUUAAGAUCAACAUCAUGGAGUUCCUCGUUGCUAUGAAGGAGCCGCUUAUUAUCGCCUUCACGACGGCCACGUCCGAGGCCGCUCUGCCCAAGGUGUUUGACGCCCUUGAGAAGUACGGUGUGUCCACCCACGUUUCGGGUUUCGUUGUGCCGUUCGGCUACUCGUUCAACCUGGACGGGUCGACCCUUUACCUGUCGCUGGCGUCGGUCUUCUGCGCUCAGGCUUCGGGCAUUGACAAGUCGAUCGGUGAGCAGAUCGUCAUGGUUCUGAUGCUCAUGAUCUCGUCCAAGGGAGUGGCUGGUGUGCGUUCCGCCACGCUUAUCGUCAUCGCUUCGACGCUCGACCAGUUCGACAUCCCGUCGUGGCCCGUGGCUCUUAUCCUCGGUGUGGAUUGGAUCAUGGACAUGCUUCGUACCCUCACGAACGUCAUGGGUAACUGUCUGGCCUCGGUUAUCAUGGCCAAGAUGGAGAACGAGUUCCGGACGGAGGAAUGGAAGAGUCUCCAUGGACACGACGACGACAAGAUGAGCGUGAUGGACGAGAAGAUGAGCCACGUGUCGGCUGUCUCCGCCAUUGAGGAGGCCCGACGCUAA